Papaver somniferum (opium poppy) is the source of this 1278-nucleotide messenger RNA. RefSeq names its product protein INVOLVED IN DE NOVO 2-like. The transcript has 4 exons. Gene Ontology annotation, biological process: gene silencing by siRNA-directed DNA methylation. NCBI's taxonomy places the organism in Eukaryota, Viridiplantae, Streptophyta, Magnoliopsida, Ranunculales, Papaveraceae. Bases 168 to 869 code for a protein of 233 amino acids. The record is from RefSeq and is a predicted model, not a curated record.
CCCUAAAAUCCCCGAUUUAUGAAGAUUUAGGGUUUUCGGUUUGAUCCCAGAGUCCAAUCUCCGUCGGGUCUGCUAGGAUUUCUUUGUUAGGGUACUAACCCUAGGAGUCGAGGACUAAGCUCCUCAGAUUCUCCAUCAGAAUCGUAUAAUUCGGAAGCAAUUGAGACAUGGGUGAUCAUGAUGAGCUUCCUUUCGUGGGGAAUGUGAAUCAAGAUGAGUUUGUUUAUCCUUGGACCGUUAUAAUUAAGAAACCUUGUACCAGUGAUUUGGGUAAUGACAGGAAUUAUGUCGAAGAAUGUGGGAUGGGGUUACAUAGCAAGUUGGUAUUAGGACAUGGGUUUACACAUAUAAAAGUUCAUCCUUUAUGGAAUCAACAAGAUCAUUCGUUAAGUUUUUUUGUCCGAUUCAAGAAAGACUUGUCUGGUUUCCACUAUGCAACAUCUUUGGCAAAAUCGUUUGAAUUGAAUGGUCGCGGAAAGAAGGAUUGGUUUGGAGAAGGUGAGAAGACGAGUCGUCUUUAUGGAUGGAUGGCAGUAGAGGAUGACUACAUGACUGAAGGUGUAAUUGGUGAAUACUUGCAUCAACUUGGGAAACUCCAAACAGUUGCUGGAAUUUUGUAUGAAGAGGUCAUGGAGAAAAACCGGAUACUUAAAAAGAUUGAGUGCAUGUAUAAUGAGACCAGUUUAAGAUUCUCGAACCAGAUGGAUAAGAAUGAUAGACUUGAGCGGAAACACAGCGAUGAGUUAAGAGAGAUGCAACAGGAGCACGACGAGAUGAAGUCAGCAUUAGAUACUCAAAGGAAGGAACUCGAGUUUUGUAGAUCAGAAUUAGAAAAGCACAAGGCUGAGAUUGAAGCCGCGAAAAAAUAAUUUUGGAGAAAUCGAGGUUUGGACAACAUUGUCACAUCUCUUAGAAAAUUGACUUUAUAGAGGAUGGAUUGGCAGCUUGGAAGGUAGGAAAUCUUGUUCUGCACUAAUGUAGUUUGUUUUUUUUAGUUGGAAUUCAGAUUUGAAGGUUUAUCUUUUUAGGUUUCUUUUUGCGCCCUCUGCUCUGGAUAUAGUUCAUUAGUCUCAGUUUGCCAUGUGGUUCACUGGUAGACUACAUCAUCCCUGAAAUGUGUCUUAUCAUCUUAUUUUGAAAUGGAUACAUGGAAAGAUAUAAUCCAGAGAUACGAGUACAUCAAAUGUGGUGUGAAUGUCUUAGCUUACAUUACUGAAGUGUGCGCUAUUUUGAUGCUUAUAUAGUUAUAUAUGUUUGCCUAAUUGCAUAGAUCUUAUU